Messenger RNA from Stegastes partitus (bicolor damselfish), 3139 nucleotides. RefSeq names its product low-density lipoprotein receptor-related protein 5. The record is from RefSeq and is a predicted model, not a curated record. Gene Ontology annotation, biological process: nervous system development. The transcript has 18 exons. NCBI's taxonomy places the organism in Eukaryota, Metazoa, Chordata, Actinopteri, Pomacentridae. Bases 168 to 3029 code for a protein of 953 amino acids.
AGUAUAGCCGAUACCGAAGGACACACACCGGAGCGCACACACACAUAUGCAGCCGCUUAUCUCGCUGUUCCUGCGGACUACAGGCCCUAUGUGUACCUUCACCCACACAGAGCGGACCUCUUCACAACUUCAUUAAGGAGUAAAUACCCGAAAAUGUAGUGGGAAUUAUGGAUUUACAGCGUAGAGGACUUGAAAUGGGCGGUCUGCUGCUGCUGCUGCUGCUGCUGUCGGUGGUUGACGGGUCACCUUUCCUCCUUUUUGCCAACCGCCGUGAUGUGCGAUUGGUAGAUGCAGACGGUGUGCGGGGUGAAUCAGCCAUUGUUGUUAGUGACCUGGAGGAUGCAGCAGCAGUGGACUUCCUGUAUGCUGAGGGCCUGAUAUUUUGGACAGAUGUCAGUGAGGAGGCCAUCAAACAGACGCACUGGAAUCAGUCAUCCAACUCCCUUAAAGAGGCGCUAGGAACAGGUCAGACUGUGGUAGUAUCAGGGCUGGACAGUCCUGAUGGACUGGCCUGUGACUGGUUAGGUAAAAAGCUCUACUGGACAGACUCAGAGACCAAUCGAAUUGAAGUGGCCAACCUGGAUGGCACCUCCAGGAAGGUCCUAUUUUGGAUGGACCUGGACCAGCCGAGAGCUAUUGCCCUUAACCCUGCCCAACGCUACAUGUACUGGACAGACUGGGGAGAAGAGCCCAGGAUAGAGCGUGCUGGCAUGGAUGGCAGCAACAGAAAAGUGAUCGUGAAUGUGGACAUAUACUGGCCCAACGGUCUCACCAUAGACCUGGUGGAACAGAAGUUGUACUGGGCUGAUGCCAAACUCAGCUUCAUUCACAGAGCUAACCUGGAUGGAUCAGCACGUGAAACGGUGGUGGAGGGCACGCUGACCCAUCCUUUUGCACUAACACUGUCUGAGGAGACAUUAUACUGGACCGAUUGGCAAACCCGCUCCAUCCACGCCUGUAACAAACACAGCGGAGACAAAACCAGAGAGAUUCUCAGUGGGAUUUAUUCUCCUAUGGACAUCCAGGUUCUGGAGCCCUACCGACAGCCUUAUAUCCAGACUCCCUGUAGUAACAAUAAUGGAGGCUGUAGUCAUCUCUGCCUACUCUCUCCAGUCCAUCCUUUCUACAGCUGUGCCUGCCCCACUGGAGUCCAGCUCAAACCAGAUGGAAAGACAUGCAAGCCAGGAGCAGAGCAGGUUUUGUUGCUGGCUCGAAGGACAGACCUAAGGAGAAUCUCGCUGGACCUACCAGACUUCACUGACAUAGUACUGCAGGUCGAUGACAUUCGCCAUGCCAUAGCUAUAGACUAUGAUCCAGUUGAAGGUUAUGUCUACUGGACAGAUGAUGAGGUUCGGGCCAUCCGACGAUCCAACAUUGAUGGUAGCAAUGCCAUGAUGCUGGUUACCACAGAGAUUAACCACCCAGAUGGAAUUGCUGUGGACUGGGUGGCCAGAAACCUCUACUGGACUGACACUGGCACUGACCGGAUUGAGGUUACCAGACUAAAUGGAACUUCUCGCAAGAUUUUGAUUUCUGAGAACUUGGAUGAACCCAGAGCCAUCGUUCUCGACCCCGUUAAUGGUUUUAUGUACUGGACUGACUGGGGUGAGCAUCCCAAAAUUGAGCGGGCCAACCUGGAUGGAACGGACAGGCUGGUCCUGCUCAACAGCUCUCUGGGCUGGCCCAAUGGACUGGCCAUUGAUUAUGCAGCAGGAAAACUAUACUGGGGUGAUGCUAAAACAGACAAGAUUGAGGUGAUCAAUGUGGAUGGCAGUAACAGACAGACCCUGCUGGAGGACAAGCUGCCUCAUAUCUUUGGUUUCACUCUGCUGGGUGAUUAUAUCUAUUGGACUGACUGGCAGAGACGUAGCAUUGAGAGAGUCCAUAAAGCCACCGCUGUACGAGAGAUCAUUAUUGAUCAGCUGCCAGAUUUAAUGGGGCUAAAAGCCACUAAAGUGACAGAGACGUACGGUACAAAUGGCUGCGCGGUGGAUAAUGGUGGAUGCAGUCAUCUUUGUUUCUGGCGUCAGCAGGCUGUUAGCUGCGCCUGUCCCAUGGGGAUGGAGCUUCUCUCAGAUCUUCAGACCUGUGUGGUGCCUGAGGCCUUCCUUCUCUUUACCAACAGGGACAAUAUCAGGAGCAUUUCUCUGGGUACCAACAGCAACGAUGUGGCCAUUCCUCUGACAGGAGUUAAGGAGGCCUCUGCUCUCGAUUUUGAUGUCUCUGAAAGGAGAAUAUACUGGACAGAUAUACAAGCCAAGACAAUAAGCAGAGCGUAUAUGAAUGGCAGCUCUGUAGAACACGUCAUAGAAUUUGGACUGGACUACCCAGAAGGCAUGGCAGUUGACUGGAUGGGUCGUAACAUCUACUGGGCAGAUACAGGCACCAACCGCAUAGAGGUGGCCCGGUUGGAUGGCCUGCAUCGACAGGUUCUGGUCUGUAAGGAUCUUGACAACCCACGCUCAUUGGACAACCCACGAUCACUAGCACUGGACCCAGCCAAUGGUUACAUGUAUUGGACAGAGUGGGGUGGUCGACCUCGCAUAGCCAGAGCCUACAUGGAUGGCAGCACCAUCAUGACCCUGGUGGAUAAAGUAGGCCGUGCCAACGGACUGACCAUUGACUAUGUAGAUCAUCGACUCUAUUGGACCGACUUGGACACAUGCAUGAUUGAAAGCACCAAUAUGCAAGGCCUUCAGCGGGAGAUCAUAGUAGAUGACCUCCCUCACCCCUUUGGUCUAACACAGUACCGGGAUUUCAUCUACUGGACAGAUUUUAAUCUCCGCAGUAUUGAACGGGCAGAAAAACGCAGUGGACUUAACCGCACUGUGGUGCUGCAGGGCCAGCUGGAGCUGAUGCUGGACAUUCUAGUGUUCCACUCCUCACGUCAGGAUGGCACCAAUGAGUGCUCGCAUAACAACGGCAACUGUGCCCACCUCUGUCUGGCUACGCCUGCUGGUGCCAGGUGUCGCUGUGCUUCCCACUACACCUUGAACCCUGACGGACGAAACUGUAGCUGUGAGUAUUGAAGUAUUUCACGAGAAAUACAAGUUUGGCUUGAAAGGCCGCUGAUUUGAAUCCCUAAACUGCCUGCAAACAUAAUUUAGGACUGGACUAUAUAUGAAACAUUUAUUAUGAU